Molecule: messenger RNA, 6336 nt
Organism: Caenorhabditis sp. 36 PRJEB53466
Lineage: Eukaryota; Metazoa; Nematoda; Chromadorea; Rhabditida; Rhabditidae
Source: the annotation of a GenBank genome assembly
AUGAGCCAGGCCAAAACUGAGUGAGUUUUUGAUGUGAUUGGCGAAAAGUGGUGGAGAACCUGGAAAGAAUGGGAAAAUCGCGCGAAUCUUCGCGUUUUUCAACCCAAAGUUGACAAGAAUCCAAUCUUUUCGAUCUGUGCUACUUGGUGAUAUCGUAGAUCUUCAGAACUGUGAGAACUGUAGAAAUAAGACAGUAUUUGUGAAUAUUUGAACUUUUAAGACUCGAGAUUGCUUUUCUUUUUUCCGAAGGCCGGAAUCUUCAAACCCAAUGAGAUCUUGUCCCGCCACACAAAAUGUCAAUGAAAACAAAUCACGUCUGGGGUCCCCCUCCGAUGUGUGUUUUGUUAUCGGACACUUUCGAGUAAUGGCCGAUAAAAUGAGCAUAAAUUUUUGGUGGAGCUCAUGGAGCUUUCUCAUUGGAAAUUCACAUAAAAUUUCAUUUUACUCGGUGCACUUGGGAAAAAAGCUGAAAUUUCCGGAAUUUUCGACUCCAGGCUCUUCUUCAAUAUCGUAAAAGUCUGAAAAACGCAACAUAGAUCUCUAGUAUUUGAAUUUUUGUGAUAGCUUGAACAUUUUCCACGAAUUUCGUUCAAUGCUCCCAGCAAUCUUGUGACUUUUGCCGAAAUUGAGGCUACUAUGAUGGGUGGAUGUCCGAAAAGUUCAAAUUUAAAAUUGGCUCUCUCUCUCUCUCGUCAGGCCACAAGUUCACCGCUUAUCAUCACUUUCUCGACUCGGCUCCAUCACAUACACACACACAUUGACAUUUUGUUCUUCUCCUUCUUCUACUCGAAGAAAAAGAAGAGCCGAAGAGAAAGCGAGUCGGCUUCUUCUUCUUCUUCUUCUGUCUCAGUUUGUGCGUGCCCCCAUUGGACAGCUGACCCCCUACUCGCAAUUUUCGAAGAGAGAGAGAGAGAAGAGCCCAUCAUCACAGGCGGCACACUGAGAAAAAGAGAGACAGAAGUAGAUGGAACUUGAGAACUUGUGAUCAAAAACACAAUAAUACGGGAAAAACGCGAAGAACUGGUUGAAAUUUGACGUGGAACGGGUAGAAACGGCUGGAAAUCUGAAAAUUGUUUGAUUUUUGGAGCAUUUGUUCGCAAAACUGAUGAGGAACUUUGAGUUUUGCCUGAAAUGCUCUGUACAGAUUCGCGUUGUUGUAAUAUCCUCGACGAUCCCCAUAAUUUGAUCCAAAGUUGAAACAGAAAUUCCUAUGGAAUUCGGUCGUUCCUUGCCAAACAGUGUUCAUCCUCGAUUUCUGAGAAACUUUACGAAAAGUAAUCGGUCACUGUCAACAUUUCAAUCUUUUGAACAAAUUUCUCGGGACGCGGCAAAAAAUUCGCAUUUUGAUAGAGAGCGAAGGAGAUAUUUACACUUAUUUUCGGUCAGAGCACACAAAUACUGAUUGCCAACAAAAAAGAGGCGACGAGGAAUAGGGCGAAGCGAGGAGACGACGGAAUACAGUCCCAUUCGGAGACGCAGACAUCGAACACGCCAUCUCGUUUCUCUGCGCACUCUCUCUUUGGGCCUACUGUCUCUCUGUCUCUCUCGCCCUCUCAAGUGCGCAUAACGAAAAAGAAAGGACGCUCCCUCUUUCUCUCCCUCUCGCUCGAUUCCAUUCAAAGUCAGCUGCACGUUUCGACGCCGCUCGCUCCUAUUCCGACAGUAUUUCCAUUGAAUUUGGGCUGAAAAUGGAGCCGCCGGCCUCGCAACCACCACCGCCAAUGUUCCCGCGCUCGCGUCUUUAUCAUAGGUACCGAUUCGAAUCGUCUUGCACCUUUUUUCUAGAAAAUAUUAGGAAUGGUUGAAAUUUUCAGGUUGGCAAAUUUGGAAAAAUUAUUUGAUCUCCAUAGGGAAACACAUUGCGAGAGAAAUACCAUUUGUGCGGUAGAAGAGAGAGGCGCAGACGGUAGACAGUUAAAGGCGCAUACCAUGACAUUCAUUAUGAUGCGCCUUCAACUUUCUCGCCUGCGCCUCUCUCUUCUAUCGCGCAAAUGGUAUUUCCCUCGGCAACAGAUUCUCUCUCUGCCUGGCCUGUUUUCAAGAGUUGCUUUGUAAAAAAAAAAGCAUAAUUCUUAUUAAAUUCCAUAAAAAAUAAUGCACAUUUGCAGUUACUACUCGGAAGAGAAGACCUUUUCGGCUCCGUCGGCGAACACGCAGCAGGGAAGUCAACUUCCCUCAAAAGUCUACAAUAAAGGACUGAAAGUAAGUGGCGGCAUUUCCAGCGAAGAACUCUGAAAAUGAUUCAGGAUUUGGAGGACAAUGACAUCGAAGGACUCCUCUCGAAAUUGUCGAUCGACGAGCUCGAGGACCUCAACAAUGAUUUCGAUCCCGACGUGAGUUCUGUUCUGGAUCCACAAAAAGAAAACGAUUAAGAUUGAAAACGAGUUGUUUGAGUUUGUUUGGUUUAGUCAUUCGAGCACAAAAAUGACGAAAAAGGUACUUGACUGGAAUGCGCGCAUUUGGGUGUGUUUAUUUGCAAUGACAACUGAAGCAGGAAUCUAGAAUCUUGUGUGACGUGGCGUCGAGAAUCGUUUUGAAAAUUUUAAAAGUUGGAAAAGGGAAAACGCGUCUCUCUCCCUCUCCCCUCGAUCCACCCAAAAACCAAUCGAUAAUGAGUGAUAUGAUGGCGUCUGCUCGUUCUUUUUCGCCCAAUCACAUGAGGCUGUGUCCACACACUCGUCGAUUCUCGGGAAUCCGUCUCGCCGUCUCUCUGAUCUUUCGGCUCUCUCACUCGCCAAGCAGCUCUUUCGGCCCGAAAAGACGGAGGAUGUACCGCCCGAGAUCCGCAUUUCUCCCUCUCCCUCUCGCUCUUCCGCUCUCCUCAUCCGAUUCGAUGUCUCUCCGUCGCGGCAGACACUCUUCAAUCAAACUUUCUCUGAGUUCUCCUACCCGACGGCCGUCCAACCCAAAAGCAUGGAAAAGUGAAGUUGGAGGGGACGGAAACGGAACAUCGAAUUGGGUCCACUUUGCUGGAAGAAAAUUACGAGUGAAACGGUUUUAAGUCAAAUUCAAUGGCCUAAAUUUUGAGAUUUUAUCGCAGUUUUCGGAAUUUCGACCCAUUUUCGUCUAGAUGCGAAUUCGCAUGAAAUUGCUGAAAUCUUUGUGUUCCGCACUUCAAAUUUGAUGUUCUCGACGGUUUUCCGGCUAGAACUCGUCUGUAGGUUCAGGGAAUGUUCUUUCAGAAGAAAAUAGGUCUUCUACACGCUUAUUGUAAAACUCAUUGAAAUCUAUGGUUCUUCUCAGCUCAAACACUUGAAAAUUGAACUUUUUUAGGCGGUCGUUGACAGUGCGAAAUUGGGUAUUCGUUUUUUGCCCAAAAAUACAAUUGUGAGCUUAUCUUUUUCUCAAGUACAAAAAAGUGUAAAGUGGUGACACACUGUGAAAGUGCACCUUGUGACUCUUUCGGGUGCUCCUCUCCCCCCGAUCGUUCUCUGAUCCUUCCGCGGAUCUCUCGACUAUCGUAUAAUUUCAUGGAACAAGCCAUUUUUUAUGCGAAUUUUAUCGGCGGCAAUCAAACAAAACCACCACAGAGCUGCAGCAGAAAGAUUUGGGGAAAAAGUGGAAAUUUAUGUGUAUUUCCGUCGAAUUUCCUUGUCUCUCCUACACUUGUACACAUACACACACACACACACACACACACCCAUUUUAUUUGCGAAAACCUUGAGAGACCACCUUCGACGCAAUCGGGACAAACUAUGUUUAACCGAACAGAAACGAGGAGGAGGCAGUGUUUGGAAAUGACAGUUUACCCUUUCCGAAUAGUUUCUAAAUGUGGGGGGCAACUGCCGAAAUGGCAGAUAUCACGCACGAGCGAUCUGCGGACAUUUCAGAUUUUUGACGAAACGGAAUGCGGGAGAAUGUAUGUUUUUCAAUCGGAAAUUUGUUGAAUGUAGAAAUAAAUUUAUUAAAGGAUCAUUGAAUCAGAAGAAGCUGGAAAACUAAUGAAGAUUUGUUGAAACCGUCUGUAAAUUGAUGCCAAAAUACAUUUGAGAAAAUUUUUAAACACGAAAAAGCGAUGAAUCAUUCCAGAACUCGAUGCUGCCGCCGUCGCAACGUUGUCGUGAUCAGACGGACAAAGAGCCGACGGGACCGUACAAACGAGACAAUUUGCUGAAAUUUCUGGAGGAAAAGGCGAAAACCGAAAAGGAUUGGGAGGAUGUGUGCCCGUACACGCCCGGCCUCAAACGAGGUACCCAGACAAUCAAGGAGCACACAUUUUCAACGUUCUUCUCCUGAAAAUAGCAUUUUUGAGCACGAAAUUCUCUUAAAACUCUCGGUUUGUAAUAAGAAAUGGGAUACAAGUUUUUUUGCAGGAAAAGUGUACGACAGUGACAGUGGGCGUAACUCGGAAGAGCCCGAAUCGGGCAAAAUGGAAAUGCCGAUCGAAAUCGAUUUGGACGAGGACGAAGAGGAGCUCGAGUGUGCGCUUGUCAGUGCGCCCGAAAAGGAUCUCGUCGAUUUGGCCGGCAUUUUGGGUACGAACAAACUUCAACGAUUUUUUAGGGUUCACUAAAAAAUUCUGAAAAAAUUUACUUUCCAACCCAGUUCGAAUUGAUUCAUUUAAGAAUUGGCAACAUAUUUACUUGCAGGAAUGCACAAUGUGCUCAACCAACCGCAGUACUACAACGCUCUGAAGGGCAAAUCGCAGGACGAGACGACCGGGACCACUUUCAACGGAAUCGUGCAGUCUUUUGUGCCGCGCAUCGUGCCCGAUGAGCCCGACAACGAUACGGACGUCGAGCAGUGCAUCAAGUACGGUUUUUCAGCGCGUUUUUUUUUUGUUGUUGUUGCUGAACUUAUCAUUUUUCAGUCGAUUACGAGAGGACGAUACAGAUUUGAAGGAGGUGAACAUCAACAAUAUGAAACGAUUAUCCAAGGUAAUUGUUUUUGAACGUGUUGUGUUCGUAGGGACGUCUGUUGAAAGAAGCUCGGACUUCUAGUUUGAGAGGUUAUUAAGAACUGACGAGAAUCGGCAGAACGAACUCUCGGUGUUGGAUGCACUUUUUCCCAUUUACAGGAACGAAUCCGAACACUGAUCGAGGCGGCGUGCAACAGUAAGCACAUUGAGAAAUUCUCGUUGGCAAACACGGCCAUUUCGGAUUCCGAAGCCAGAGUGAGCAAUUUGUGGGGAACAUUUUUAAAAUCUGUAGAUGUUUUAAUGUGAUUUCAACGCUGUUGACAGGGGGCGAGAGAGAACAAAGACGCAGGCGCGCAACAGUUUCGCGUCUGCGUCUCUGUUCUCUCUCGCCCUUGUUUUUCUCCGGUUGAACCGCGAACUCGCCCAGCCCUGUGUGACUGAAUAUUUUAAUUUCCACAGGGCCUAAUCGAACUGAUCGAAACGUCGCCGUCUCUGCGCGUGCUCAACGUUGAGUCCAACUUCCUGACGCCGGAACUUCUGGCCCGACUGCUCCGAUCCACACUUGUCACUCAGUCGAUCGUCGAGUUCAAGGCCGACAAUCAGGUUCUUUUUACUUUUUUUACGUUCUUUAAUUUCCUGUCCUAAAAAUACGCGAAAUUUGCGCGUUCUCUCUCUCAAUUUCUACAAUAUUUACUCUCAUUUUCUAUUGUCCAAUUGAAAGUGAAUACUGUAGAGUUUCUGAGCCAAAUGGCAAAUAAAUUGGCCUCUUUUUUUUUUGUUUAUUUUCCCCUCUAUUUACCCCUCGAGAUGUGAUUUUUACACGUUCGUCGAGAAAACAAACGAGGGGGAUACUAGGAUAUUUGAAAAUGUGUACGCCACAGCGGAAUUCAUGAAAUCUUCCAAUUUUUCAGCGUCAAUCAGUGCUCGGAAACCAGAUCGAGAUGGACAUGAUGAUGGCGAUCGAGGAGAACGAAUCGCUGCUCCGAGUCGGAAUUUCGUUCGCCUCGAUGGAGGCACGGCAUCGCGUUUCGGAGGCGUUGGAGCGGAAUUACGAACGAGGUCAGCUGGAGAUUUUUGAAAAGAAAUAGUAUCUUUGUGCUUUUUCCGCAGAACAAAUUCAAGAAAAUUCCCAUUUGGUCAAAAGUCACCGUUUUGUUUUGAUUUCGUUUGCCUCUCCCUCUUUUCUCCGUUUGUUUUUUGUUUGUCCAUUCAUCAUCAGCUGUUUUUAUCACCCCUUUCCCUCGCUUUUUCUCGGAUGGGGGCGGAAAAACGGAGAAAAGAGCAGUUGUCAUUUGACCCCGAAAAGAAAUAGAGUGAAAAUGAGAGAUAACGGAGAAUCCAUCGAUAUUUUAGAGGAAAUGGACCGAAAAACUGAACGUUUUGAGAGCAAUUUGUUUUUCUGAAAGUACGUCAAAUCCUUUGCAUACUUUAAUAUUUCAGUGCGUCUCCGCCGCUUGGGCAAGGAUCCGAACGCCUAA